This is a messenger RNA of Fragaria vesca subsp. vesca, 1095 nucleotides long. RefSeq lists its product as uncharacterized. The transcript has 5 exons. Bases 92 to 493 code for a protein of 133 amino acids. Gene Ontology annotation, molecular function: protein folding chaperone. The record is from RefSeq and is a predicted model, not a curated record. Lineage: Eukaryota; Viridiplantae; Streptophyta; Magnoliopsida; Rosales; Rosaceae. Gene Ontology annotation, cellular component: protein folding chaperone complex; chloroplast stroma.
ACCACCAACUAUUAAAACCACUUUCAGUCUCAGUUGAGCUCACAGAUAAGAGGUUGUACUAAAACUCUAGAGGUCUAGAAAACUCAUCAAAAUGGCAACUUGUUCUUCUCUUUGCUUAACACCAGUUCGUGCAUUCAAGUCCUCAAACAAACCAGGAGUUUUGAUUGGGAAUUCGGGAGGUGGUAAAGUUCUUCGAGUCAAUGAAGCGUUUCAGAACUCAAAAGCUGCAAAGACUCAAUCUUGGGAGAUCAAGGCAACAGAUGGUAAACAAACCACCAAGGUCAAUAGCAUAGUCUGUAGUGAUUGUCAAGGAAAUGGUGCUAUAGCUUGUUCUCAAUGCAAAGGUACUGGAGUUAAUUCUGUAGACCACUUCAACGGACAGUUCAAAGCCGGUGGGCUAUGUUGGCUUUGCAGGGGUAAAAGGGAUAUUCUGUGUGGAGAAUGCAACGGUGCUGGGUUCCUUGGAGGAUUCAUGAGCACACACGACGACUAGAAAGAACAGAAAUCCUCUCAGAGAAUACCAAAAGAAUGUUGUUCAGUGUGUUCCUAUAGUAAAUUUUGUACUAUGGAUAUGUAAGAGAACCAGUUCCUUUGGUUAGAGAUUGUAAUGUUUUACAUAUUGUUAAAGAACAGCCCAACUGUUAUUUGGGUCAGAUAUGUCGGCUGCAUAUCUGGUUCUAUUCUUCAUUACUGCAUUUUUGUUGAAAAUUUUGUACCAUGGAUAUGUAAGAGAACCAGUUCCUUUGGUUAGAGAUUGUAAUGUUUUACUGCAUUACUGCAUUUUUGUUGAAUUACAAGUGAAGUGAAUUAUUAAUUAUCUGCUAAAUAAAAAAACAAAAAACAAAACACGCGCCAGGUAGGGGUCGAACCUACGACUUUCUGCUUAGGAAACAGACGCUCUAUCCACUGAGCUACAGGCGCUUGAAUGGCUGAUAUUGUCGUAUUUAUUUAUUUAUACUAUUGACAGUGAUAAUAAACUGAGUGUAAGAAAUGCGGGAGAGAUUGAUGUUAACUAGGGGAAAAAUCGUAUGUGCUAGUUAAAAAUCGUAUGUAACACAUACGCAUGAGCUCAUAUUAAUAACUGGUAAUGAUAUU